Messenger RNA from Daucus carota subsp. sativus, 1146 nucleotides. Its product is annotated as vicilin-like seed storage protein At2g18540. NCBI's taxonomy places the organism in Eukaryota, Viridiplantae, Streptophyta, Magnoliopsida, Apiales, Apiaceae. The transcript has a single exon. The record is from RefSeq and is a predicted model, not a curated record. Bases 277 to 1101 code for a protein of 274 amino acids.
UAAUUACACCCCUACCCAAUGUAGCUUUCCUCUCUCUUUGAACUCUCCAGGCUUCCCAAGUUGAAUAGCAAAAACAGAAACAUCGCCGAGUAGUGGGUGAAGCCGAAAGACAAACAAGGUUUGUUUCGUGAUUGUUAAUUUCGUAGUGCUUCUGCCUUUGAUUUUGUAAUUGUAAUUCUCACUCUCCUUUUCCAAUUAGAAUUUGAAUCACAAAGUUCCCCUAAUUUCUUUCUAUAAAACCCUAACUACUACAAUCACACACACUUUUCCACAACAAUGGAAAUAGAUCAUUAUGCUGUUCUUGGUCUACCAAGUGGUGUUCAAGGGGCAAAACUCUCCCACAAAGAUAUCGUAAAAGCUUACAAAUUAAAGGCCUUAAAAUUGCAUCCAGACAAAAGGCGAGAUGACCCGAAUGCUCAUAAAAAAUUUCAGAAGCUUCAGAGCUCGUAUGAUGUUUUAAAGGACCAAAAUACUAGACAGGUUUACGAUGAUCGUCUUCGAGUUGAAUGUGAGAGGGGUUUACGGGAUUUGAUGCGUAAGAAGAUGAUGGCUGAUCUCAGGAAGAAAGACUUGGCGGAGAAGCAAGCUCGGGAGGAGGAGGAAAGGAGGCGGUGGAAGAUGAUGGAGGAGGUCAGGAGGAGGCAAGAGUUAUUGGAGAAGAAAGCUCGCCGUGAGGAGAAAAGGAAGCGGAGGAAGAUGAUGGAGGAGAUGAGGAUGAGAAGAGAGUUGGAGGAAGAAAGAAGGCGACUUGAGAUGCAGGAAUAUCUUGAGAGGAAAAAGCUAGCCGAGAAGCAAGCUCGGGAUGAGAUUGCUAGAUUUGUUAAAGACGGGCAAAUCGGGCUGGACAGGGAAAAAGUGGUUAAAGUAUCGUGGGAUAGGAUUGGUGAGCAGUAUAGUGUUCCAGGAUUACGGGAAUUGUUUCAACAGUUUAGCGAGGUUCGGUAUGUGCUUAUUAGAAGUUGUGAUAUAAACCAACGGUCGGCUUUUAUAGUUAUGGCUUCUAAAGAUGCAGUUUUUGCUGCUACUAGGAGUGUUGUUGGGUAUAUUGAUAAUCCAUUGCUAGUGUUGCCGGUUUUGAGAGGAAGCAAACAUCUAGUUUAAUCUUUUGUAUUUACUUGAUAUAUUAGAUUGUUCUACUUCAUGUAC